Molecule: messenger RNA, 789 nt
Organism: Sparassis crispa
Lineage: Eukaryota; Fungi; Basidiomycota; Agaricomycetes; Polyporales; Sparassidaceae
Exons: 8
Coding region: 1-789 (262 amino acids)
Molecular function (GO): hydrolase activity
Source: RefSeq, a predicted model, not a curated record
AUGUCCACCACCACCGUCCACAACACCAACGUCGCCUGCUGCACCGUUCCUCCGGUCAAGUCUGACUACGUCCCGAAGGGGACCUACAAGGCUUAUGGCGGCAUCAGCAAGGUGUACGUGACCGGACCCGAGAAGGUCGGCGACAUUGCGAUCGUCUGCGUGUACGAUAUCUUCGGCUUCAAGCCGCAGACACAGCAGGGCGCAGACAUCCUCGCGGAGCAGCUCAAAGCACAAGUCCUCAUCCCGGACUUCUUUGAGCCCGCGGGCCCGUGGCCGCUUGAGCACUUCCCGCCCAAGACAAACGAGGAGAAGGCAGGGUUGCAGGCAUUCUUCGGCGGGCCCGCGCACCCACAGGACAGCGUUGCCAAGCUCCUGACUGUCGGGCGAGCGUUGAAGGCGGACGGUGCCAAGUUCGUUGGCACGUACGGCCUCUGCUGGGGUGGUAAGGUCACUAUCCUUUCUGGCUCACAGACUGGGACGCCGUUCGAUGCUGUCGCUGCUGUUCAUCCUGCUAUGUUGUCGGCGCCCGACACUGAGAAUCUUCAGGUGCCCCUGGGACUAUACCCGACCAAGGACGAGUCUUACGAGGAGUACGAGAAGAUGCUCAGCAUCGUCUCCAAGAAGCCGUUUGCUGCCAAGAAUGACACGAAGUACUAUAACGAAAUGUUCCACGGAUUCGCGGGAGCCCGUGCGGACCUCAACAACGCCGAGAACAAGAAAUUCUUCGAAGAUCUAUACGGCAACCUCAUCAAGUUCUACACGAAUGUCAAUGGCAUGCACACCCACUGA